CGGAGACCGCUCUCCCAUCAAGGCCUUCCCGCGGGACCCGCACCAGGAGAGCGCUUGGCCCCAAGGAUUCGGGCAGCUCACGCAGGUGGGGAUGCGGCAGCAGUGGGAGCUGGGCCAGGCCCUGCGGCGGCGCUACCGCGACUUCCUCAGCGACACGUACCGGCGGCAGGAGAUCUUCAUCCGCAGCACGGACUGUGAUCGGACCCUGAUGAGUGCAGAGGCCAAUCUGGCAGGCCUGUAUCCCCCAGGAGGACAAGAGAUGUUCAACCCUAACAUCUCCUGGCAGCCUAUCCCUGUGCACACAGUGCCUGAGUCUGAUGAAAGGCUACUGAAGUUCCCUUUGACACCUUGUCCACGGUAUGAACAGCUACAGACUGAAACACGGCACUCAGCAGAAUACAUAAAUAAGACCAAAGAGAAUUGGCAAUUCCUGCAGAUGGUGGCAAAGGAGACUGGGAUCCGGGAUAUCUCUCUCGAGAGUGUAUGGAGUGUGUAUGACACGCUGUUCUGUGAACAAGUACACAAAAUGGAUUUGCCUGGAUGGGUGACUCCAGAUGUCAUGACUCAGUUGAGGGAACUGAAAGACUUUGGUUUUGAAUUUCUAUUUGGGAUCCACAGUCGGGUAGAAAAAGCUCGUCUGCAAGGCGGGGUCCUGCUGGAUCACAUAAGGAAAAAUCUAACCAAAGCAGCAAAUGUUUCUGCCCAUCAGAACCUAAAACUACUUGCCUAUUCAGCGCAUGACACCACACUUGUGGCACUGCAGAUGGCUCUAGAUGUCUUCAACAAGAUCCAAGCACCAUACGCCUCAUGUCAUUUAUUUGAACUGUACCAAGAGGAUGAUGGUAACUUCUCCGUGGAGAUGUUUUACCGAAAUGAGAGUGGGAAGGAGCCCUUCCCACUGACAAUCCCUGGCUGUCAGCAUAAAUGCCCAUUGCAAAGAUUCUUGGAACUCACAGAGCCUGUUAUUCCCCAGGACUGGGAGCAAGAAUGCAAGGUGUCAAGCAGUAUUCACGACACAGGAUCACAGGAGGAAACAUUGCAAAGAAAGGAACUUGCUCAUUCAAAUGGAAAGACAGUAGAAUAAUGAGAUAGACACCUGCAGUUUGGACUACCAUCAAGGUACAGCUGUACCCAAGAAACAGAGGUUCGAGUUCCAUUCUCUGCUCUUGUCAAAGGGAUUGCCCCAAUAAAUUCAUUUUUC
This is a messenger RNA of Ficedula albicollis (Collared flycatcher), 1201 nucleotides long. It is a transcript of the gene ACP2, whose product is annotated as acid phosphatase 2, lysosomal. Gene Ontology annotation, molecular function: acid phosphatase activity. Bases 92 to 1084 code for a protein of 330 amino acids. The transcript is spliced from 11 exons. Gene Ontology annotation, biological process: dephosphorylation; lysosome organization. The record is from RefSeq and is a predicted model, not a curated record. Gene Ontology annotation, cellular component: lysosome. NCBI's taxonomy places the organism in Eukaryota, Metazoa, Chordata, Aves, Passeriformes, Muscicapidae.